AACAAAAAAGUUUGCUAGAGAACUGGGUAGAGAGGUUGCUGGGAAAAUGUGACGUGUGGGUCCCAAUGGCCUCUGCCCCUGAUUAUUCAGUUAUUAUUUGAUUUAUGUGGUCUUGCCGCUGCCCUUGCUUUGACCCUCAGAACGGCUGUGUGGGAAGUUUGUGUCUCUCAGAUAGAGUGAAGCGCUGCUCUGCAAAGUGUUUGGAGCCAAUGUGAAUGCAAAGAAACUGAUAAAUACAGAAAAGGCUCUCUCUGCUCCAGAUGUACCCCAAAGGGGUAUAAGAAAACAGCUCCUUGGAACUAGGCACUGCACAUUUACUUGGAAGUAAAGGCCAAUGAGGAUCAUUUCAAACAUGGAAAAAUAGUACAAUAUUAUCCAUGUGCAGCUAUGGAAAUAAUCUUAUCUUUUGACAACAUCUUGGCUCUUCAAUUUAAAGUAACCAGCAGCUUUUUGAAAGCAGGUAACAUCCCAAACUGAAUGAAGCAGUGGGAGCUAGAGCAGACCAUGGCAAAUACCUUUGUGACAAUACCUGAUGGGUACUGCCUUAGUGAUCCAAUCCAGUAUUAUGAUGCCUUCCCAGAACACAUCAGUUAUCCACUGCAAGAUCUUGACUUCCAAGCUGCUCCUUAUUGUCAGUAUUCAACCAUUCAGUUUCCUGCAGCAUUACAGACUCCAUCUCCCCAAACACAGUACAGCACAUACAACUUGGAUUCUCAAUACAGUGAUGGGCAAUACAUCAUCAGCAAUUGUGAACUCAGUAAGCCCACCUGCAUGGGUGCCCAGAAUGAUGGGGGAGGAUAUCUUGGACAGAAAAGACCCAGGCUUAGUCACUCUGCCUUGCGAAUAAAGGGACAGGAAGAGCUCUGUGUAGUUUGUGGGGACAAGGCUUCAGGAUAUCAUUACAACGCACUCACCUGUGAAGGCUGCAAAGGAUUUUUUCGACGUAGCAUCACCAAAAACGCCAUCUACAGAUGCAAGAAUGGUGGCCACUGUGAAAUGGAUAUGUAUAUGAGGAGGAAGUGUCAGGAGUGUCGCCUAAAGAAAUGUAAAGCUGUGGGAAUGCUGGCUGAAUGUCUACUAACAGAAGUCCAGUGUAAAUCAAAGCGCCUCCGAAAGAAGAGUAGCUUCCUUUGUAGCAUCAAAAUGGAAGUUGAAGGAGUGGACAACAAGCAUGUAUCCUCUACAACAAAACCUUUAAAAGUGCAGGAGCGAAUGGAACUGACUCCUGGAGAACAUCAGCUCAUUGACCAUAUUUUGGCUGCCCAUCAAAAAUGCACAAUUCCCUUGGAGGAAGCAAAGAAGUUUUUGCAGGAGACUGCCAACCCUGAAGAGAAUUUCCUACAUCUUUCAGAAACAGCUAUGGUUCAUGUCCAGGUACUAGUGGAUUUUACAAAAAGACUUCCAGGGUUCGAAAGUUUAGCCAGUGAUGAUCAGAUUGCAUUGCUGAAAGGCUCCACAAUUGAAACAAUGUUUUUACGUUCUGCCCAGAUAUACAAUGAACAAGGGAUUGAAUGCCAGUCAUCAUUCCAUGAAAGUCAAGUAAAAUUUUCUGCCAAUGCUGUAUGUGCUCAAGAUAAAAGUACUUACUUAGGACUGUCUCAUACUGAAGAAAGCCCAACAUCAACAACUACAACAGGUAUCACUGAGGAGUUUAUCACUGCACUAUUUUAUUUCUACAGGAGCAUGGGAGAACUCAAUGUGACAGAGAGAGAGUAUGCAUUGCUUGUUGCAACUACUGUGUUUUUUUCAGAUCGUCCACUCCUAAAAAACAAACAACAUGUGGAGAAACUCCAGGAACCCUUCUUAGGAAUUCUGUACAAGUAUUCAAAGAUAUAUCACCCUGAAGAACCACAACAUUUUGCCCGUCUGAUAGGGCGACUCACUGAACUCAGAACCCUCAAUCACAACCACUCAGAAGUCCUAAUAACCUGGAGAACAAGGGAUCCUAAGCGGAUACCUGUACUUUGUGAAAUAUGGGACUUGCAUUAAACAAUCUGCCAAUUACUUAAGUUGUUACACAGGACUGUUUUUUCCUCAAAAUAUGCUCUUUUCCAAUUGUUGUGCUUGUAUUAAAAAAAAUCCCAUUUAUGUUAAAUGGCUAUAGAUUCUUUUUAAAAAAAAUAAAAAUACUGUGCUGCAAAGCCUAGAUAGAUCAGUUGGUGAGAGGAUUGAAAAUAACAUUUGCAUUAUAAACACACAUACAUUAAAAUGGUAUGAAUCAGGUUCUUUACAUGUGCUGUUUGACACCUCUAGAAAGUGUAUCUUUCUUUGCCCGGGAAGGUUUUAAAUGAGUGGGAGAACAGUUGACAACAGAAAAAUCCUUCAUAUAGCACACAGGAGACUAUGGAAAGUUGAGCAGGGAACUGGAUCCCUGCCCUGUCAAGCCUACACAUGUGUAUGCUAUGAUGGUCCAUAAGAAAUCUAUUAUGGCUUAGAUGGAUACUGCAACUUUUAUGACUACAUAACUUUCUCAGUGACUUGAAGUGGAUCCUGGUGCUUCUGUUGUAAACAUGUACAUGUCUCCAAACCACAUUAUUCACAUCACAACACUCACCGUCUUGUCUGUCAAAGUUGUAAGCAAUUAAACAUUAAAGUUAACUAAUAACCAUUAGAGAACAAAAUAAUGAAAUGAUUGGUUAUGUAAUUAGUAUAUCACACAAUUUUGAAAAAGAGUAGUAAAUUAUAAUCACCCAGGAUAGUUGGUAACCCACAAACUGAUUAUAGUUAAUUGAUUAUAGUUUAGACCAAAAUUUUAAUAAUUUGGUAGUUAUAUAUUUUUAUUUACGUGCCAGUUCUAGUUGAGGAACAGCCAGAAUGUCUGUCCUUGAUUAAAUUUUACAAUAACAACAGUUACAGGAUGCACUGGAAAGAUAACUCACUAUAUCUGCUAUUAUUUUAUGUAUUUUCCCCUUUUAGAUCAAGCAAUGGUAAUUUAGUUUGAUGGAUGUUCAAUUAGUGAAGCCCCAUGCAUGUUUGAAUUCUACAAUUUGCUAAAAUAUAUGGUUCAACAUUAUCAUCUGUUUUUGUAGACAUCUCUUCACGGCUUCAGUUCUUUUGCUAAAUAUAAACUAUAAUGGACCAGUUUUGCUUUAGUCUUCUUGAAAUUUAAAUAAGUUGCAGUAUUUUUUUCUGAAUGCUUAUGAACAAACCUUUAAAACUGUGAAUUUGUUGUUGUACAGUGCCUUUGCUGCUAUGGAUCAAAAUCAAAAGAACUGUGUGUAGAUAAACCUUUAUUGUGCAAGUAGAAAU
This is a messenger RNA of Zootoca vivipara (common lizard), 3249 nucleotides long. The record is from RefSeq and is a predicted model, not a curated record. Lineage: Eukaryota; Metazoa; Chordata; Lepidosauria; Squamata; Lacertidae.